Molecule: messenger RNA, 315 nt
Organism: Nicotiana tabacum (common tobacco)
Lineage: Eukaryota; Viridiplantae; Streptophyta; Magnoliopsida; Solanales; Solanaceae
Source: RefSeq, a predicted model, not a curated record
AUGGUGGAAUAUGCAGCUGCAAUGCAAGACCUAGCCAAAUCACUUGCUGGAGUUCUUGUAAGAAACUUAGGUCAAAGAGAUAAUCUAAUCAAAGGAAUUUGCAAUGAGAGUUCAUGUUUUCUUAGACUCAAUCACUAUCCACCUUGUCAAAUUUCUCCAGAAAUAUUUGGAUUAGUACCACAUACAGAUAGUGAUUUUUUGACCAUUUUACAUCAAGAUCGUGUUGGUGGACUUCAACUAAUGAAAGACUCCAAAUGGGUUGCUGUCAAACCUAACCAAAAUGCACUUAUUGUCAACAUUGGAGAUCUUUUUCAG